This is a messenger RNA of Medioppia subpectinata, 2997 nucleotides long. Lineage: Eukaryota; Metazoa; Arthropoda; Arachnida; Sarcoptiformes; Oppiidae. The record is from the annotation of a GenBank genome assembly.
UAUUCCGGAGUCCGAAUGACUUUAUAUGAAUACAUACGCGAAGAACUGUUGGGUAAGAAUCCGGACGGAACUAUACCGGUGUGGAAAGCGAUCAUCGGCGGUAUGGCCGCCGGUAUGACCGCCCAAUUCCUGGCCAGUCCGGCCGAUCUCAUCAAAGUACAGGUCCAGAUGGAGGGCAAACGGCGGCUUCAGGGGUUGGAGCCACGGGUGCACAACGCGAGGCACGCCUUCUUCAAGAUUGCCAAAGAGGGCGGCGUUCGGGGCCUUUGGAAGGGAUGGGCGCCGAACGUACAGCGGGCGGCGUUUGUCAAUUUGGGUGAUCUCACCACUUAUGACACCGCGAAGCACCUCAUCUUAAAGCACUCCAACCUUCAGGACAACUUAAUCACUCACGCCCUGUCCAGUGUCUGUUCCGGAUUUAUCGCUGCCAUUCUGGGAACGCCGGCCGAUGUGGUCAAAACUCGUGUCAUGAAUCAGCCGACAGACGCCAACGGACGCGGAAUUCUCUACAAAUCGUCGACUGACUGUCUAUUACAAGCGGUCAGAGGAGAGGGCUUUUUCUCCCUAUACAAGGGUUUCAUCCCGUGUUGGAUCAGGAUGGGUCCGUGGAGUCUAGUGUUUUGGAUCACAUACGAAGAGAUGCGCAACCAUUAUCUGUGGAUUAGUUUAAUUGUCACUCCAUUUGAUCCGCAGAUCAGUUCCGAUGGACAGCACUUAUUCACCGCGUGUUUCGAUGUGUUGAAGAUAUUGGAUGUGAGCGAUGGCCGAGCGGUCAACGAAAUCAAAUCAGAGAGUGAGGACACUAUCAUUGUGUUUGGUCUGAGCGCUGACUCCAAUACACUAGUGAUUGGCUAUCAAAGCGGUCUUUUGAGACAAUGGUUAUGGCGUCCCGACCGGCGGCUGAUCCGCACGUGGAAGUCGAUACACUCGGGACCAGUUGUGGCCAUUGUGUGCGACCCGACCGGCGGUCUGGUGGCCACCGGCGGCACCGACUCGACCAUCAAAGUGUGGCAUUCGGCUCAGAACUACUGUACGCACAAUCUUCGUGGCGCUCAGGGAGUGAUCAGUUGUGUCCACUUCUCGCCCGUCCGGUCGGACGAGAGUUAUUAUAUUUACGGCGCGGCCGACGACUAUAGUGUCCACGUUUGGGAUCUGAUGACAAGUCGUCACGUGACUAAAAUGGACGGCCACUGCAGUAAAGUGACGGCAAUUAGGUUUAGUUUAGACGAUGAGUACAUCCUUACGGCCAGUCGUGACAAACUUGUCAUCGUAUGGAAGACAUCAGACCAUCAAAUGUUACGAUCGAUACCUAUAUAUGAAUCUUUGGAAUCCAUUGAAGUGAUUGACGGGCGAAGAAUGUCAGCCAUUAAUCCAUUACAAGCGGACAAAGUGUUUGUGACGGCCGGCGAAAAGGGAGUGCUUCGGGUCUGGAACUACGGGACGGGAGACCUCUUAUAUACACAACAAAACUCAUUACUCGCUGUUAAACAAGAAUCUGAUGAACCAAACAGUGAGAGUGUAAUCAAUAGUCAGUUAAUAACGCAAACACUGUAUUGCGAGGCCAUUGAACAGAUUGUCAUCGUUUCGUAUGAAAACAAUAUAUUAUUUCAUAAAUCAAGCGACUUAUCGGCAGUCAAACAGUUUGUCGGACAUAUGGACGAAGUGUUAGACAUCGCUCUAUUGGGCGCCAAUGAGACCCACAUCGCGAUCGCCACAAACAGCCCUAAUAUCAAGAUUUUUGAGUUAAAAACAUUAAACUGUUAUCUAUUGAAAGGACACACAGAUAUCGUGCUAUCGCUGGAGACAUACCCAUCAGACCCGCUGACACUCGUCAGCUCAUCCAAAGACAACGUGAUCAGAGUGUGGAAGUUUGACGAGACAUUAUCGUCGGCCGUUUGCCAGUACUACGGCUCCGGUCACACGCAUUCGGUCACUGCCAUAGCUGUGCCGUAUCUCAAGAACCAAUUCAUUGUCAGCGGCAGCGAAGACACCACUUUGAAGAUAUGGAAGAUUCCCAAGAAAUUGCCCGACGAUUGCGGCGAUAAUAAAGCGAUCGCUUUGUCCGCCAAACAUACACAACGAGCCCACGAAAAGGUGAUCAAUGCGGUGGCGUUGUCACCGAACGACCAGUUGAUUGCCAGCGGUUCUCAAGACAAGACAGCGAAGAUAUGGGCGACCGAUGGCCUGAGACUAUUGGGCACAAUGCGCGGUCACCGCAAGAGUAUUUGGUGCGUAAAGUUCUCACCCGUGGAUCAAGUGUUGGCCACGUCGUCAGCGGACGCCACUAUCAAGAUCUGGGCUCUCGUGGACUACAGUUGUCUGAAGACAUUUGAGGGACACGACACGUCCGUAUUGAAGGUACUGUUCAUCGAUCGCGGAAUGCAAAUGAUCUCCAGCGGCAGCGACGGUAACGUCAAGAUCUGGAACAUCAAAGACAACGAAUGCGUGAAGACAUUGGACGCUCACGCGGACAAAGUGUGGGCACUGGCGCUAACGCAACAGCAAUCAGCCAAUGGCCGCACUCUCUUGAUCACCGGGAGCUCCGAUUCGGCGGUCUUUAUCUGGGAGGACGUGACCGCCGAUGAACGCGAAGAGACGGCCGCCAAACACGAGCUACAGAUAGAAAGCGAACAAAAUUUGUUGAAUUAUAUCCAGAAGAAGAAGUGGUCGAAAGCGCUGACCAUUGCUGUACGACUGGAUCAGCCGUACCGCGCCUUAAGCAUAAUGAAAGAGAUUCUACUCGACUCUGAAGGAGCCGACAAAGUGGCCGAAGUGUUGUCCCGUUUACGCGAAGAUCAGUUGCUGUCGCUGUUGGAGUACGCGAUCGUAUGGAACACUAAUAGUAGGCAUUAUAUCGUCGCUCAGUGUGUCCUCCGAGCGGUUGUCCGCCAAAUACCGCCCAAAGAACUGCUGAAAACACCGGAACUGAAGGCCAAAGUGGAGAAACUAUUGCCGUACAGCGAGAGACACAUGAGUCGCUUGACUCGUCUCCAACAG